AUGGACAACGAUGAAGACAAUAAUAUAGGCACUACGGGUACUUUUACAAACGAAAUUGAUUCUCCAUGUGCUGUAAACUCAUUAAUUCUCGACUACUACAAAAAGUUUGGUAGGAAACGGGACUUGGAACAGUUUUUUUCGUUAUCGACAGCACAAGGGGAAGUUAAGGAUACGAGUGGUUUAUUUUGGAGGAAGAUGAAAAGUGAAAACGAUUCCUCCGAUUCUGGCGGCGGGAAGAGCGAUUCGAAUGCGCAGGAACUUUGUCGAAUAUCCAUUCGAUGUUCAAUGCCUGAAGGUUCCAGCUCACAGUCUGAUGACCCAAACCCUAAAACAGAAUCACCGCACACACAAUCGCCUCCAAUCAUCACUGAUGAUGCACCGGUUGACAUAUCGAGACAGACUGAUGAUGAGUCUUUUAAGUCUGAUGAUAAUCAUUCACAGAAAUCGUUCGAUCCUUUAUCAGAUUUGUCAGCUCAGAAGCCCCUUUCACCUACAAGUAGUAUUACAUCCCAACGUAAAUUGGAAUGGGACUCUCUUGCUGACGUAGGCUACGCUAAUGAAACUGAUCGUAAAACAUCAGCUUCAAGUCUAAGUACUUUAGAAAGACUCGCUUUAAAGCAACAAUACUCAAACAAUGACUCUAAUCAAGACAUUGGACAACCAACAUAUCAUUCUACUCCUGUAGAAGAAAAUGAAACUAAAUCCAAAAUGAAGAAAAGUGUUGCAAGAAAAAUGACAAAAAUAAUCAAAAAGGAUAUUGAUUGCGUUGAAGUUAACUUACCACAUUCGAAAGACACAAAUCCAAGCCAGUCUAUUAAUGUUAACCUCACUAAACAUAUUUCUUUUAACGUAGAGAAAGAUGGAGGAAUUUCAUUUGAUAAUAUUCGAAAAGAUGUUAAUGUUUCUCCAGAAAAAGCAACCAUAAGCCAUGACGAGACCUCACAUUUGCCAAUAGAUAAAGAAAUUCAGACGUCAUUGCCAAAAACUAAAGAUAAGUCAUGCAGUUCUGUGGAAGAAAUAAAACCCAUUGAUCCAAAUAAUCAAAAGAUACCAAUCAUGAUUAGUUUGAACACGUUACGAAAGCGAUUAAGGAUGAGAAAAUCUAGAGCUGUCAAAAGAAGGACAAAAACCAAAAAGAAAAUGUGUGUGACUAAUGAUAUUAGACAUCAGGAAAAAAGCGGAGAACAACUGUCCGAAGCUGAAAGCUUUGAAUACAUGCCAGGACACAUUUAUAACCAAAAUAAAAUGAAAAUUAACGAGGGUAAUGAACCAGAACGGGAACAUAAUAAUGCUGUUGGCAAUAAAUCCAGCUUAGAAUCCAGCUGUGGCCUUACAACUGAUUCUAGUAAAGGAUCCAAACAUUCUCUUACCCAAGAUUUGGAAAAGUGUAUUAAUGUGUUAAAAGUAACUUUACAAAAGCGUUAUGAUGACAGUGAAACAAAAAAGAAAUUAAUCAAAGAAAUAGUGCAAAGAUUGCUCAGCUCGAAAUAUAGAGAUGAUGAUACUAGUACGGAAUUUUUAUCUGGACUUAGUUUUAAUAGCAAGAAGUUGGAUUUAAAGAGAAGUAAUACUACAAGUACUUCUGAUACAAGCAAUACUGACGAAAGUAAAGAAAAAGGGCCCAGAAAGUCUAUCUUACGAAUGGAAAAAUUCGAUUCGAAUGUAGUAGCUUCCACAUCCCAAAGUGCCCCAAACUUAUACAUUGCAACAGAUGCCGAAAAAAAACAUACGAAUCUAAAAAAAGUAUCAACAUCUUUCACGGAGUCUGAUGCAUCUAGUAAAGGUAAAACAUCAUCGGAUAAUGCUCUUCCCAAAACUUCAUCUGAGCAAUUUUACUUAAAGUAUUUAGAAGCUUUAAGACGCGAAGAAUCUUAUAAAAUGCAUUUAAGAGACAAAGAAAUGUUUCUCAAACAGAAGCUGGGUAAUUCUGUCACUACGUUUAAGGCUCCGAACCCCCAGGAAGCAAAAGUUAAUAAUAGACUUAAAGAUCUAAUGAAGGACCUUACGAGAAACAAUUAUGACGAUGGAUCCGGGGAUGCCAGUAAGUUAGAAGGUGGAUCUACUUCUGAUAGAAAUUAUGAUAUCUCUGUUAGAGGAGCUAAAAGCCAAAGAAGUCAUUCAGUAUUUACUUUAUCUUCAAGCCAUUCUGAUUGCCCGAAAAAACCAAAUUUGAAGAAAAAAUUGCUAGUUGAUAGAGAAUUAGAAGCCAGUAGUAGUAAAAAUCAUUAUUGCUGCUGUCCACAUCAUUUUGCAGAUUCUAAAGUCACAUAUGCUGAUAGUUCUGUGCAAGUGAAUAUCAAAUAUCAACAAAUUAAUGACGAUAAUGAAAAAUUAAAUCUGGACCCUUUAGCUAAAUGCCCACGUUGUGAAAAUUAUAAAUAUUCUACUAGACAUGAUGACUGUUCCUGUUCUGAUAAGCCUAAACUAAGUCCACGAGAUAUUGGUACAGGUUGUCCUAAUUGUGGUAAACCUUUGAAGAAUAUAGUACAUGAUUAUAAUACUAAUAAACCAUAUGAGAAAUAUCCUAGAUCACCUAGAACCAUUGCGAAAAUGGUUCCUAAUAAAUUUUUUGAUAAAAAAAAUAUUUGUGUUUGUAAUGAAAGUCAAGUCCCAGUUUGUAGUACCGGUGAUCACCCAAUAUAUCAACGUUGUAAAUCACCUAAUCGUGGCAUUCAUUUUGGGCAUUCUUCCAAUGUGCUGAGUGAGGCCUCAGGCAAGUCUUCUGAUUCAGACGGUAUACAAUUUGUUAGAGCACCUGUUAAAACAGAGCUUGCCACUGACAGUUCCAAGUCUGACAAAAGCUCUAAAGCAAGGAAAUGUUCCCAGUCUUCUCAAACUGAUAUGCAAGUGAGAAUAAACGAAAAGAGUUCUAGUUAUAAGAUCGUAAAUUCCAGUUCGAAAAAUCUGUGCUUAGAAAUGAGAAAAAAACCUGUGAUAAUUCACGAAGCAACUAGAUGUAUUCAGACUGAAAUCAGUAUCAACCCCCAAAUCGCCGAUCCGACUUUAUCGGCUAUUGUUAUUGUGAAUAACUGCGCAGAAUUGAUUGAAGAACAACAGAGAGAAGUAAAUUUGAGUAUAACCAAAACUUCAGAUCAAAGAACAUUUAGUGAUGUGUAUACAAGUAGUGAAUCAGGGAAAUUUCUUUUGAAACCGGGGCACAGUUUAUUCGAUCCAGAAGUCAAAUAUUCUGAUAUGAACAUCUCUGAAUCUAAAGAUUGCCUAAUGGAACCACCUAAAAAGCCUCCUAAUGAUUACGCGAUACCUAUUGAUGGUACGAACAUGACUCUUGUAGUUAGUUUAGCUUCAAAUGAUAUAAAAGGGAAAAUUGACCAGAUAGAUCAAGGAGUAGGCACUGAAAAGUCUCCUAUUGCUGACCAAGGCACCUGCAUAGCCGCAGAGUGCGCGAAAUCUGCGCAGUGUCAACCCAGUACUACUGCAAAUAGUACAAGAAAUACCUGCUGUUCUUCUGAACUCAGUAGUAAGAAAAGCACUAGGAGGCCUUCCUUGAAAAAAUCUUCUUUAUCAAAACCAUCCCCGAAAAGUUCGCCGCAACGUAACACGUACCCAAAAGAAAUACUUGUAAAAGAUAAAAAACCGUUACGACGCUGUAAUACUGAUAUUGACAAAUUAGAAACUCAGUGUGGGGGCUCUCAAACAGAACCUUUUAACAAUAUUGGUCUUUCACUGUCUGAAAAUGAUAAAGCGAAAACCUCUGAUCAUUCUUGUCAAGUAUCAGUCAUUUCUUAUGACAAAAUUAUGGUACGCAGCAGCUGUGAGAAAGAGGAGCAUCUUGAGAGAAAAGAAAUAGGCAUCCAAAAAGACAUAUCAAAAAGUGAAAUAUUUGAAAGAAAAACUACUCCUGAAAUGGUAUCUAAAUGUGUCGGCAGUGAUAUAGAAACAGUACAAACAAACGACAAAGCAGAAAACGAAGAAAUUUUUGGAAACAAAAAUUGUAAAAAAACAUGCACGAAUUGUGGAGGCGACAACGAGAGUGAAUGUAAGUGUGAAAAGGUUCUAGAAAGUAACCUUGCGAAAACCAGAUGCGUGAAGUGUGGAAAUGAUGAUGGGUGCAGUUGUAAUAAUUCCACCAAUAAGAAUCUUAAAGAAUCCGGGUGUGAAGUAUGUUUACAUGAUGACGUACGUGGACGUACCUGCCAUAGCGGAGAAACUCAAGUGCCUGGCUGUAGGAGUACCCAGCUGAGAGAGUGUGGAUGUGAUGAUAUUAGUGACUGUAAACAUAGAACUUCUCAAGGAAAUAGUCUGGGGAAAACGAAGUGUACUGUCUGUGCGGGUGAUAAUUGCAAUUGUAAUGACAAAGAAAUACCACAAACAGAUGUUUCGCUUAACAAACCUUGUGUAAAAUGCGGCUGCUUAGAUUCAUGCCAAUGUGAUUCAGAUAGCAAUGGUGUAAAAGAUCCCAUUAUGGACAUAAUAAAAGACAUAACAAAACGUUAUUGUAAAAAUGACAUGAAGAAGAUUAAGAAGAAAAAAUGCUUUACAGAGAUAAUAACUGUUCUUAAUUAUUUACUAGAAACUGAUGAGAGUACUGACCAAGAACCAUGGCGUGUUAGCACUACUCCCGAGUUCAGUGACAACUGUGACAAAAACUCACUAAUAACCAAAUCACCAACACCAGAUAAGAGGCACACUAAAACGAUUUCACAGUCAUAUAAAGGACUGUUUGAUAAAAAUGCCAAUGAACGUUUCUGUCAAUCAUCAAAAACGUUACCUACACCUGAUAAUAUUGCAAAAAAAACAAUGCCAGGAAAGUCUUCAAGGUGUUGUGAUAAUACAAAAGAACCUAUAAGAUCGUCAGAAAGUAAAUGUCCGUGCAAGCAUGGAAAUGGCGGUCAACUGACUUCAAAGUGUACCAGUAAAGAUUGUUUUGAGUCUUCAGAUAUGCCCUGUUCUACAGAAUUACCAUCUACUUCAGAUUCCACUGCUUGCAAAAUUUUAAAGAAAAUAAAGAGGGAAUGCGAGAAAUACCAUUUAAGACGUACUAAGUGUGGACGAAAGUGUAAAAUUUCUAGUAGUACUUCUAUUAUCUGUGACCAGUGUAAGAAGACCCAUUAUUGCGGUUGCAGACACAAAUGCAAAAGAUCUAAAACUUUUGACAAGGUACAAAAAAAAUGUGUUGCUUACAAUUUAAUUUUGCAAACAUCAGAAAGCAUGUUGAGUGAAAAUACUAUUGGCGAUAAGUGCCCACCUCUUAAGAACGUUGUUGUUAAAGUGCCGAAAUGUAAAGAUAAGUUUCGCAUGGAGAUGUGUAAAGAGACUAUCCAUAAAGCCGAGAAAGACAAGGGUAGAUAUCACUAUAGUCCUCGUGGUCAAAGGUCAAAGAGUUGUCCCAAAGAGAGCGAGCCGUCAAGUACCGAUGAUUUUAUUCGGCGAACUCACCACUACACUGUUAGAGAAUAUUUGGAGAAGAACAGGCCUGAUUUUGUGGAGAAGUGCGCUAAAAGACAAACGUGUUUGAAAUACGUCAAUGAAAUCAGACCUCAAGACUCUGCUUCACCACAUCUGAAUAUGAUUGUUGUACACCAACCAAGUUGCUCGGGGUCUUUGGCAAAUAAUCCAUGUGUACCCUUAUGCUACAAUCCUUGUGACGUGGCUUCAUGUAAUCCAGAUCAUUGUACCCAAUGUGAUUCUUAUAAUCUUCAUACAAUAAAAGAAGUGAUGAGAAUUGGUGAGUUCUAUGUCUUAGCAACCGAACGGGCAGCCAGCCGUGACCUGCUGUCGAUGUACUUGCACAGGGAACCGGACCUGACGACCCUCAGUUCUGAACAGCUUCGAGAACUUGCACAACAGAUUGGUUUUGAUAUUAGACGAAAGAAAACGGCACCAAAAUUCAUUAGUGAGCAUGAAAUGAAGAAGCACUCGAAAAACAUUUACAAAACAUUGCCAGAAGUUGUUCAGAAGAAAGAGGAAAAGAAAAAAGAAAAUAUCAAGAAGACCAAUUUGUUGAUGGCUAAUAUCUUUAAAAAGCCAAAACCCAAUUCAAUGUUACAUAUCCCAAAUAAAAUGGGGGUAAGGGCUGAUAAAUGUUGA
This is a messenger RNA of Arctia plantaginis, 6048 nucleotides long. Lineage: Eukaryota; Metazoa; Arthropoda; Insecta; Lepidoptera; Erebidae. The record is from the annotation of a GenBank genome assembly.